Messenger RNA from Serpula lacrymans var. lacrymans S7.9, 998 nucleotides. RefSeq lists its product as uncharacterized. Lineage: Eukaryota; Fungi; Basidiomycota; Agaricomycetes; Boletales; Serpulaceae. Gene Ontology annotation, biological process: protein secretion; regulation of exocytosis. The record is from RefSeq and is a predicted model, not a curated record. Bases 44 to 769 code for a protein of 241 amino acids. Gene Ontology annotation, molecular function: GTPase activity; GTP binding. The transcript is spliced from 6 exons.
GCCUCAGGCUGGUGCUCCCCAGCACGCACAACCACCAUCCAACAUGCCUCCAACGUCCACUUCCAAAGCCACAUCAACCUCGUCUCCGACAGUGAACGUAAAGCUUCUGCUUAUCGGGAAUGCGUCUGUAGGCAAAAGUAGCCUGCUACUUCGAUUUUCGGAUGAGCAGUGGCUUCCUGAGGACGAGGCCAGUGCGACUAUUGGUGUUGACUUUAGAGUUCACAAGAUGGAGGUGAAUGGUCGCAAAGUUAAACUUAGUAUAUGGGACACUGCAGGGCAGGAACGUUUCCGAGGAAUAACGUCUUCUUACUAUCGUGGUGCUCAAGGAAUUAUACUUGUUUACGACGUAGCCAACCGUGAAUCCUUUGAAGCUCUUCCGAAAUGGUUCUCCGAGCUUGAGACAUACGUCCCAGAUACUGUUGUCAGGAUCAUAGUAGGUAAUAAGGUGGAUAAGGAGCAAUCUCGCCAAGUUCCUACUUCCGAAGGUUCUGCAUAUGCUAUACGAAGUGGAGCUCUCUUCGUCGAGGCAAGUGCGAAGACUUCAGUGGGCGUCCGCUCUGCGUUCCAAGACGUUGUUGGAAGGAUUUUAGAGACCCCGGAGCUAUGGGCUCCCGUCGAGGGUGGACGUGGACCCCCUAUUGCAAGUGCUAGAACGAGCGGAGGACAAGACGGUGACGGUAUGCCGGGAACUAUCAACUUGGCAGCCCAGAAACAGUCGCAAGAAACGAUGGUGCAAUGUGCUCGUGCUGAUUCUACUUGUGGUUUCUAAUCUUUUAGGUGUUAAUGCACACCACGUCAGCGUAUGACAUACACGUUGAUGAUGAGAGAAGAAGAUUUAUUAAUGACUGAUGUCCCGACGUACAUACAUGGUUCGUACAUACCAACAUUGCAUUGUAAAAUAUGACAUACAUGCAUACACUGACUUUUACUUACUGCAACAAAGUCAUUCUUGUGCUAUCAUCCAAUCACCCUGAUUUUCUGAUGUAUUUCAAUUUGGC